AUUGUGCUUUCACAACUCAUGAUUACCUAUUAGUUUUCUGACUCGCUCUGACCACAAAAGCACAUGUCAGAGUACAGCUUUAUUUCUUUUGAGAAUUUUAUUGUCUGAGUGUGAUGGGUAUUUAUUUCGAUUCUUUCGUGACGUAUGUGUUAAUGAAUUACUCAUUCCUCUGAUGUAAUUUGAUAGUGCUUUGGAAGAUUUUUACUUCGUCGCUGAUGUGUUGGUGACUUGGCGGUUUCUGUUAGUUUGUCAUUUCCUUCGGAACAAUACAGUUAUGGCUAUCAUCGAGGGAAGAGAAAGUAGUAAUUUGGUAUCACUGUUGUGCACUAUUCGAAGGAUAUUAGUAUCAGCGUUGUCAGAUGUAGAUAAAGAGAGAUUAAUUGAAAACACUUUUAUGAAUUACUCACAAUUAAACAUUCAAGAGUGUGUGGAGCUUGUAGCUCUUGCUUUCAGUAUGAUUUUGUCAGAUAAUAUGGAAGGCAAAAAUUCUGCUGGUUGGUGCAUCCUUAGAAGUCUUGAACAUUCUCAACAGUCCAUUCUGGCAGAUGUAAUAGAUGUCUCAGUUGUUGAAAGUUUAUUUACAGACUAUUUUAAUUCUCCCAAUGUUGGUGAAGUUCCAUCGCUUGUCAGUUGGUGUUUGAAAAAUGGAGUAACUCCUGUUCUGGAACCAAUUGUGAGAGAGCAUGUGGUAGAAUUUUCGCGGCAUGCUCAUUGCAGAAAUUCUCUUGCUGGGUCUGAUUUAUUGAGUUCCAUGGCAGUUAUGCUAGAGAACCACUUGGCCUGCAUUCCUAGUGGGCCUGUGCAGUUAACUGAACUGUGUCAAGCAAUGAUCAGAAAAUUAGCCACUCUUGAAAUGCCUAGGGAUAGUGCUGGUGUAGCUCUCUUUAUAAGUAAUAUACGAAACGUUGAAAAAUUGCUCAAAGUCAUUGCUGAUCACACUUCAGAUCGUCGGCAGCUCUCUGCUAUGUACCUUAGAAUCCUGUAUGCUACUGUGUCAGAUUCUGUUAAAUAUCCUGACCCAAGUCCUGCUCUUGCAACAAUAUUACAAGUUGUUGAUGUGGACAUAAUCAAUGGUUCUGUACAAAGUAUUCUGUCAGAUCAGUCAGAUAAUGAAAGUAUUAUUCGCCUUAUGACAAUGCUUUGUGGUUGGCUAGUCAAGUGGCCUCGAGCAAAUCAUGUGAAUCGUUGGAUUCUCUCCCUGAUAUCAAAACUAGAAGAAGAAAAUCGUACUGAUAUUUUACAAGCUGUAGUAGAAUUGAAUAUAGAAUCUCUCUUUAAUGCAUUGUUAUUACCGACAAUGAGACCAGGUGUCCUUCCUGUUGUGCUGCGGUUGUUACCUGUGCAUUGUGCAUCUGCGGAGGUUUUUCACAAAAUAGUACCUCGAAUACCUAUAGUCAUUCUACAACUAAGAAGGGAAAAAAAUAAUCCAGUAAGCUGUGAUGACCUACGUGCAGUUCUCAAUAUCACUGCACAGUGCAUGCAUGUGUUCCCUGGCCAUCGUCAACUAUAUGAGCCUGUUAUAAGAGUUCAUGAGGUCGCUGCGGUCCAGGCAUGUUGGCAAGAUAAAAGUUUCGCAGGGAGCCCAACAUCCAAUGCAAUGUCUUCCUUGUGGCGAUUGUCGCCUCCUCCACCUGCAGCACGAUGCGGUUUACACAAUUUGGGCAACACGUGUUAUAUGAACAGUGUUCUUCAAGCCCUCUUCAUGACUCACAAAUUUUGUACUGCUGUUCUUGACAGUGAAAUGUCUGAUAGAUACCAACCUGUGUUAUGUGGACUUCAAAGGUUAUUUGCCCUCUUGCUGCAUUCACGACGGCCAGCGAUAUCUGCUGAAGAUUUGCUUAACUUGACCAGGCCUCCAGGAUUUUCUCCGGGUCAUCAGCAAGAUAGUUCAGAAUUCUUGAUAUAUCUCCUGGAUGUUUUACAUGAGCAAGAAAAAAAUUUACGAAACCAAAAGGGUUCUGAAAAAGAAAAUGCAGAUCAGGGUCAUUCUUCCUCCUCUUCUGCUCAGGAUGAUGGUCCAUCUGCUUCAUCAGAAAUUGUAAUGUGA
This is a messenger RNA of Gryllus bimaculatus (two-spotted cricket), 2047 nucleotides long. Lineage: Eukaryota; Metazoa; Arthropoda; Insecta; Orthoptera; Gryllidae. The record is from the annotation of a GenBank genome assembly.